GAUAACUCUUACUUAGAAGCUUAAAAAAAUGACAGCUUACAACUCCAUGAGUGCUAUCCCUGAUUUAAUCAGCAGUAGUGUUUCUUUAGAUUUAGAGAACCAUGAGAACCAACUUGGAACAUUGGGAACAAUUCAUCCUUUUGCCCCUCAAAAAUCUAUGAUCAAAAGCUUUGGAAGGGAGUUCAGAAGUGUUCUGAGACUGAAACAGUCCAAAAAGAUUUUUCUUUUUCUUGGACUAAAUGUUCUUGGUACUAUCAUUUUAUUCAUUUGGUGCCAUGCAACCAAUAGUAUGGCACUGACUGCAUACACAUACCUAACCAUAUAUGACAUAUUUAGUUUACUGAUAUGCCUCUUGAGUCUUUGGGUUCAGAUGCAGAAGCCUUCACCAUCAUAUUCUUUUGGGUAUGAAAGGUUUGAAGUAUUAGCAGUCUUUGCAAGCACAAUGUUAGCACAGCUUGGGGCAUUGUUUAUCAUCAAAGAAAGCAUUGAAAGGUUACUGAUACCUCCAGAAAUCCACACGGGACGACUUUUGAUAGGAACUGUAUUUGCUUUUUUCCUGCACAUGUUUGUGACCUACAGUAUAAACAACAAAGCCAUAAACCACACUGUAGAUGCUUCCAGCUCAAGCUGGCUCCAAGAACAUGUCUCAGAUAUGAGUGAAAGUGUUUGUCACAUUGUUCCCGGACUGAGUAAGCUUUUGCUGCCAAGGAUUAACCCCUUUGCACUGAUCGGAUGCACUGGUGCCAUAGCUUUAAUACUCACAUAUAUUCUCGUUGAUACAAAGUCCUACUACUCGGCGGACACCUGGGCUGCCAUGGCGAUAGCCAUCAAAACCUGUGGAACUAUGUUUCCUAUGAGCGUUUACACAGGCAAGAUUCUCCUACAGACUGCUCCCUCCCACAUCCUGGGUCAGCUAGACAAGGUGCUGAGGGAGGCCUCCACAUUAGACGGGGUGCUGGAAUUCAGGCACGAACAUUUCUGGACCCUCUCCUUUGGGACUUUGGCUGGAUCAGUACAAGUAAGGGUAAGGAGGGACGCUGAUGAACAAAUGGUGCUGGCUCACGUCUACAACAGACUCUCCAACCUGGUCUCCCAGUUGACCGUCCAGAUCUUCAAAGACGACUGGACCAGGGCCUCCUCCUAUAACCUACUGGCCGGGUCCUCAUUCCCUUCGCCUUUCCCUCCAACCUCUGGAGCUCAAAGAGGACCUUCACCCAUCCUUGAUCAAUCUCAGAGAUACAAAAUGAACAAACCUUUUUCCACUGAUAAUAUUGCACAGGACCAGAGAACGUCUACACCCAUCAGGGCUAUACCUUCAUUUGGAACGAAUCGUCUUGAACCAAGUCAUCAAGGUCAUGGUCACAGUCAUCAAGGUCAUGGUCACAGUCAUCAAGGUCAUGGUCAUAGCCACUGAUUUGUUGUUUGAAUCAUAUUUCAUAGCUGGAAAUGGUAAUGUGUUUAGGGGUCCAUGAAGUUCAAUUCAAGUGAAACCAGUUCCAGAAUCUCUUGAUGUCAACAUUUAAAAUAUGUUACUUGAAUAUGGUGUUUUGUUUUUUUUUUAAGAUUUAUUUGAUAGCAAGAAAUUUAAACUGAUAUUUUAAAAAAGCAUUUUCUCUCAUGUAACCAAACAAGUGUUUGUCAUUUAGUUGUGUUCAAUGUUUAUUGUUGGUUUUAGUGACAUUGUACACAACCAGUAUCAUGAGUUUUACAGUUAAAAAAAACUAUCGUUGGAAUUUCAUGUGCAUUUUAGGACUUUGGCACCUAAUAUUAAAUUCUUUUCCUCUGAAUUUCCAAAAUACAUGUAUAUUUUGAUAUAAAACUCACUUGUGUGUUGUCCAUGAAAAAAUUCACACCAGUUCUAUAUGAGUCACAUUCCAACAGAAAGGAACACAGUAAGAACAACAAUAUGUUAUGCAAGACCCAUUCUCGAUGACCUGUGGUUUUUUGUCCAUAUACAUGUAAUGUAGUUGUGGUCAUUUGAUAUAAUGUCUCUCAGCCAUGUUUUGCCAUGAAGGACAUAUAUGUAAUAUACGUGAUAAAUUAUGUACGCAUGAUGAAUGUGAUAUGAUGAAGCAAUUAUUUUUAAUGUACUGUACAGUUUUUUGCUGUAAUUCUAUUGGAAUAACUUUAAUAAAGGUAUAAAAAAUCA
Molecule: messenger RNA, 2149 nt
Organism: Magallana angulata
Lineage: Eukaryota; Metazoa; Mollusca; Bivalvia; Ostreida; Ostreidae
Product: zinc transporter 6-A-like
Exons: 13
Coding region: 29-1414 (461 amino acids)
Biological process (GO): monoatomic cation transport; transmembrane transport
Cellular component (GO): membrane
Molecular function (GO): monoatomic cation transmembrane transporter activity
Source: RefSeq, a predicted model, not a curated record